AUGGAUCCCCUGAGUAUCAUUGCCUCCGUGAUUAGUAUCAUUGGUGCAAUCACGAGCAGCUACAGUACUAUAAAGAAGGUUUCAAAUCUCCCAGGGGCCUUUGAUAAGGUCCAAGACGAUCUUGCUAUGGUUUCAAAACUUCUCGACAAUGCCAAAACCAAGUUGGCAGGUAUCCAAAUGGAUGCCGAUGAGCGCAAUUCACUCGCAGCGAUUGCCAGUCGUUGUGAAAAGAAAAUCUAUGAGAUGCAAGAAAUUUUUGAAACUCUCAAGAAGAAGUGUCUUGAGAACCCUGGCGGCGAAACCUGGACCAAAUUACGCGUUUGGUAUCGCGAAGCAAUCAAAGGUGUUAAAAGCCGGCGCAUCGAGAAUCUUAUGACCGAUCUACUUAAGGACGUUAAGCUACUGGUGAUGAGCCAGAUGGCGUGCCUUGCUACCACGAAAGAUCUUGAUGAUAUCAAAGUGGCUAUCGAUGGGCUGUUAAAUGUAGAGCCAUCGUUGGAGGAUCACGAGCUUGAAGGUAUCGGGGCUAUCCAUGCAACCCAAUCAAUUUCUGAUCAAGCUUCUGGGACUCAGUGGAACAUGCAAGGGGUGCACAGUACUGGAAAUGUCAGCUUCGGGGGUACAAUCAACCAAGGAGGGGUGCAUAAUUCUGGUGGAACCCAUACCCAUCUGAAUGACUCCAAUCAGGAUGUGUUCAUAUGGCUGUCCAAACUAAGCUUUUCUGCAACAUAUGAAUCGCGCCUAAACGAUUGGAAAGAAGGAACUGGACAAUGGUUUUUUGAAACGGACUUGUUUCAAAGGUGGCUACAAGGAGACGAUAAAACUCUUUGGUGUCAAGGUCACGGUCACUGCGCGUUCCGCCGUCCGAGACUUUACCACUUAUCGUUUCUUAGGUCUAUCGUGAUUCAUCAUUUGGAAGAGAAGAAGGCGGCGAAUGAAGCGAUUGUCUAUGCUUACCUUGAUCAUAAUGACUCUGUUGGCGCAGAAAGGCUUGUCGCGUCACUUGUUCGUCAAUUAGCAGAACAAAACUGCGUGUUGUCGAACUCGUUACUUGAGUCAUAUAAGGGGCAUAAAGACCUUGACGCACCGCUUCUGAGACGAGAAUGCCAAGAGCUGCUCUUAUCUGAGGCAGACAGAUUUCAGAGAGUCUACAUGGUGAUUGAUGGGCUGGAUGAACGUCGUGACGAGGCUAUGUUUGGUCUUCUGAGUGCAGUGAACAUAUUACUUUCCUCACACUCAGCUGCCUCAUUGCUAGUUAGCUCUCGCAAGAUCGAAUCGAUUGCCUCCUGUCUAGAGGACCCGGUUAUUUACGAUCUUGAAGCACGGCACUCCGACAUUGAUACGUACAUUGACCAAACCUUGGCGUCUGAUCUACCUAUCCUGAGCCGUCGAGUUCGGAAAUACCCAGGGUUUUCGGAUCUCAUCAAGAAAAAGCUAAAUGAAAAGGCAAAGGGAAUGUUUCUGUUACCAAAGCUCCACCUUCAGAUUUUGGAAAGGUCCAAAUGCCGGAAUAGAAAAGCCUAUGAACAGCUUUUGUCUGACUUACCCAGCCCACUUGAUCAAACUUAUGAACUUCUUUGGAACCGCAUCCAGGAUCAAGACAACGAGGAUGCUGAGCUUGCGAGAGAUAUUAUGACUUGGCUCUGCUGUAGUCUAGAAGCCCUAUCGUUUCAAUCUUUCAGCCAUGCCCUAAUUUGGCAAUCGACAGGACACGAGGGUCAAGUUGUUGAGGAGGACCUGAUCGAUGAGGAACAGCUUGCGGAUGUCUGUCUAGGCCUAAUUGUCAUCAACAAGGACAAAGACAUAGUCGGUUUCUCACACUAUACUGCGGAAGAUUACUUCAAAAGAACUUUCCCUAGUGCUGAGGCGCAUCAACGCGUUGCAUCAGCAUGUAUUCGGUGUUUAUCAACUACUCAGGUAAAGCAGGCAGAGAACUGUAGCUCUCAGCCAGAUUCAACGUCAAAUACUCCUCCGAUGUCUCGAAUUCGCCCAGAUACUAUUACCUACAUACUGAGCCCUCCCUUAUUCUCCUAUGCUUCUCGAAACUGGGGCAUCCAUGCUAAAAACGCAGUAGAGCUGUCAAUGCUCCCCGAGAUUCUUCGGUUUUUUGAUCUACCGGAAAGGAUUACCGCCAGCGGCCGUGCUCUGGCUUUGUCUAACGACCAGUCGUUCCUAUAUGACUCUAGCACUCCACUCCCAGACAAAAUAGAAGGAAUUCACCUCGCAGCUUUUUUUGGAUUGCUCGACGUUAUGAAGAAUAUAAUACAAGCUGAACAAGGGUCCGCUGAUGCAGUGGAUACACGUGGGUGGUCUGUUUUACGAUGGGCUUGUUUUGGUAAACAAACCGAAACCGUUAAGUUCCUACUACACCGUGGAGUAAAUGUGGAUGUUCAAGACAUAGUCGGAGACACGACCUUGAUAUGGGCCCUUGGUAACCGAAGGACUGUUAACAUUUUCAACGGAGUCCAUUUUAUGAACACCCGGCAUCACUUUGGUCACAUGGCCUUUGUUCAAGGACUUAACAGUGUUAACCCGACACUUCCAGGGGAGCCACAACCUUUUAACUGCACACCCGAAACUAUUAAGGACCUCAUUCAGUACUCGAAACAUUUGGACACUCGCGGCUACCUAGGUCGCACGGCUUUAUCUCACGCUGCAGAGAAUCAGCAGUUUGAUGUCGUUAAACAGUUACUCGAACGAGCGGUUAAUAUUGAGUGUGAAGACGACGAUGGUAUGACGCCUUUACUUUGGUCUCUACAAGCCCCUCGAUGGUCCUACAAGUUUAUCGAUUGCAUUUUCUUCAAUUCAACUGUGCAUAUUGGAGACUUUAUCGUUGUCGAUCUCAUGAGAAAUGGUGGUGACAACGAUUGUCCUUCCGCAAAGCCUGCUACUCGAGAUAUAGCUCAAGAAGACAUUGCCCUAAAGCUGAUUGGAACUCAUAUCGACGCAGUUGACUUUUCUGGUUUAUCAGCCCUCAACCUAGCCGUUGAACGAUGUCAUCCUAGUCUUGUGGAAAGGCUCAUAGGACUGAAAGCAGAUGUCAACAUGAUCAGUGGCGGCCUUACCCCAUUGGACCGAGCUUCGAGACCAUUUUAUCGAUAUGACUUCGAGAUGUCAAAUUGUGGCUUCAUGAACACCAGUACUGUAUCAGAAGGCCCCUGUAUGCAAAUACAUUGGAGUAAGGAGAAAGGACUCAAAAGUGUUGAACUAUCCCGAUUCUACAAAAGACAAAGCCGAAUUUUCGACAAACUGAAACAGACAGGAGCGAAGACCUCUGUGACAGAAAACACAGAUUCACAUUGCCAUAAAGAUCCUAUGCAUGCAGCUUCCGUGAGCCUUGACCAUCUUCAGGAGGUUAUGGAAUUCGCGACAUCCAUACGGCCACAGAGAAGUUUAAGACUCAUUAACAAUACUCGUACCAUUGAGGGUAGUAGUACUUCAUUUGAAGAUCGCUAUUACGUCAUUUCUCAACCAAUCGACCUUCGAACCUUGAAUUCCUCUGAUAUCUUACUGCAAGAUCUUUCAUGCAAUAUUGACUGUAUCUUGGAGCAACAUCUGGGUACUAUUAUUCUGUAG
Molecule: messenger RNA, 3576 nt
Organism: Fusarium mangiferae
Lineage: Eukaryota; Fungi; Ascomycota; Sordariomycetes; Hypocreales; Nectriaceae
Exons: 5
Coding region: 1-3576 (1191 amino acids)
Molecular function (GO): protein binding
Source: RefSeq, a predicted model, not a curated record